AUGUGGUUACCCGAUAAUGGGGUAUCGUCAAUUAUGGUGAAUGAAUUAGCAAAACAACAGGCUGAGCUCCCAACAUCCAACAUGUUUGAUAUGAGUCAAAACAGCUCAACUACAUCAUCAUGUAAUUCAUCCAUUGCAUCAAUAAACGAUAAGCAAAUCACCAGUAUAAAAGCAACCAAUAUAAUCGAUACCAAACAAUCAAAUAGUAAUUCAUGUCAAUCAUCUAUAAAAUCGGUAGCCAGACGUCACCGUGCAGACACUGCAAGCUUAAAAGAAUAUGGUGAAUGUUAUAGAAGAUUGGGUCAAGGUACAACUGCAGUAGUCAUGGUUUUGCGAAAACUUGGUGAAGAUGGUAGAUCAGAGAAAUUGUAUGCUAUCAAACAAUUUCGAAAAAAGCAAAAGCAAGAAAACGAAAAAGAAUACAUGAAGAAGCUUACCAGUGAAUUCUGUAUCUCAUCGACAUUUACACAUCCCAAUAUUGUUGAAACAAUAGAUUUAGUUUUGGAUAACAAAAAGAGAUACUGUACAGUUAUGGAAUAUUGUCCUGGUGGUGAUUUGUUUACUAGUAUCAUGGCUGAACGAAUGACUGAAGUUGAGAAGGCUUGUUGUUUCAAACAGAUGAUUCAUGGGUUAGCUUAUCUUCAUUCCAUGGGUGUAGCCCAUCGUGAUAUCAAACCUGAAAAUUUGUUACUGACCAUGGACGGCAAACUCAAAAUCACUGACUUCGGUGUUUCGGAUGUGUAUAGGUUUCCUUGGGAAACAAAAGGUCGCCAGAGUCGGGGUCUUGUUGGUUCUGAACCUUAUAUUGCUCCAGAGGCAUUCGAACAUAAAGAAUAUUGGGGAGCCGCCGCUGAUGUUUGGUCGGCUGGAAUCGUCUUCUAUUGUAUCUGGCUUGGCGGACUUGCUUGGCACAAGGCUAAAAAAUCUGACUCCUCUUAUUGUGGCUACAUCCGUGCUAUCGAACAAAAUCAGACCUUUGAUCUUUUUCGUACAUUCACUCUCAAUGAGCGUCGUAUUUUAAGUCGUAUGCUCGAUCCUAAUCCCAAUACUCGUAUUACUGCUGCAGAAUUAAUAGACGAUCCUUGGUUUAAUUCUAUACCAAUGUGUGAAAAUUCAAUCGAUACAUACGGAAAUACCCACAAACACACCGAAGGUGUGCAACCUGUAUGUACAAUCACAACAAAAAAGUAA
Messenger RNA from Mucor mucedo, 1191 nucleotides. RefSeq names its product kinase-like domain-containing protein. Gene Ontology annotation, biological process: protein phosphorylation; intracellular signal transduction. Gene Ontology annotation, molecular function: protein serine/threonine kinase activity; ATP binding. The record is from RefSeq and is a predicted model, not a curated record. The coding region runs from base 1 to 1191 and encodes 396 amino acids. The transcript is spliced from 2 exons. Lineage: Eukaryota; Fungi; Mucoromycota; Mucoromycetes; Mucorales; Mucoraceae.